UUUAUGUGUUUAUUCACUUCAAUUCGUGCACUGAAUAGCUGUUCACUCGCUGAAAUGUCCGCACGUGACAGUUUGUUCUAAGUGAGACUGCAGUGAGCUAAUUGUAGCUUGCUAGCCAGCUACCAAACACCACUGCACCAGCACAGUGACGUUAUGCGCAGCUGAUGGUCAUGGCUUGGAAGUCGAGGACCCGCAGUCUGCAAGUGUUUGACACGGAGCAGAGUGCCGACACGGUGGAGUGGUGUCCUGUCUCACCGAACCACAACAUCCUGGUCUGCGGGACAUAUCAGCUCCAAAAAGGGGCAGGAGUAGAGGAUGCUACGCAGAGCCGGACUGGUCGUUUGUACCUUUUUGACUUUCGGCGAGAGGAAUCGAUGAGUCCUCCUCUCACUGAGCUGCAGCGCAUGGACACUCCGGCCAUUUUAGAUUUGAAAUGGUGCCAUGUGCCGGUGUUGGGGAAGGCAAUGCUGGGAACAGCGGCUGCCACAGGGGAGCUGCAGCUGUACACAAUGUCAGACGGCCAGGAAGGCAGCUGCAGUCUGCAGACUCUGAGCAGUCUGGAGGUGGGAGCUGAGCGACUGGCUCUGUCAUUAGACUGGUCUACUGGGAGAAUGGACAGCAGCAGCGAUGUGCGGCUGGUGUGCAGUGACUCUGCCGGCUGCGUCAGUGUGCUUUCUCUGGCUGAGGGCGCUCUGACAGCUCUGUCACAGUGGAAGGCCCACGACUUUGAGGCCUGGAUCUCAGCCUUCUCAUACUGGGAUACACAGCUGGUUUACUCAGGUGGUGAUGACUGCAAACUUAAAGGCUGGGAUCUCAGGGUGGGUCCCUCCUGUCCCACUUGGACCAGUAAAAAGCACUCAAUGGGUGUGUGCAGUAUUCACAGCAGCCCACAUCGGGAACACAUCCUGGCCACCGGCAGCUAUGAUGAGCAGGUUUUGUUGUGGGAUGGAAGGAACAUGCGGCAGCCUAUCAGUCAGAGCGCCAUGGGUGGUGGAGUCUGGAGGCUGAAGUGGCAUCCGACCUAUCAGCACCUGCUGCUGGCAGCCUGCAUGCACAACGACUUCCAUAUCCUUGACUGCCAGCAGGCCCUGGAGGGCAGUGGAUCUUGUUCCGUUGUCGCCUCCUACAUCUUGCACAACUCCCUGGCAUACGGUGCUGACUGGUCCCGUCUGUCCUUGGAGAAUCCUGCUCCCUGCUCCACUCCUGCUGCAGAACCAAAGGAAAGCCUUGCAGAGAGCGGAGGAGGAGGACACCUAAAGAUUCAGUACGAAUCUCCCACUGCCAGCUUUGACACUUCCCUGGAAGAUGAUACCGGACGAUACAUCCCAGAAGGCAUUCCAUCCCUGUCCUCCUACACCGCUGCAGCCCCUGUCCUCAAACCUGAUCGUGAUGCCCCCUCACUGUCCUGUCUGCUCGCAAGCUGCUCGUUCUAUGACAAUAUGCUCCAUGUGUGGCGCUGGGACUGGACUCCAGAUGAGGCUCAACAGGAAUCAGAGCAACAUUGACCAGGCUGGAGCACAAGCUGAGAUCACACGAUUCUAUCAAAUUAUGAAACAAACCAAGGCUAAUCAGAAAAUCAAGUCCAGCUAUGAUGAUACGAAAUACUGUUAUUGUUAAGUCCCUUUCACUUUGCAAUGCCUUACCACAGAAUGUUAAAAUCACAAAACCCUAUAUUUUGAUAAUUACAUUGAUUUUUAUAAACAUAUAUUUAAACAGAUUGUGUCUAGUCUGUAUGCUGUUCAUCCUGUAGCAGAAACAUCAUUACUAUUCAUCCAAAACCCUUCCCUGUAUUAUAGCUUUCGUCUUAAGGAAAAUUGUUCUCAAAAGCACCUUGUUUGGUGACUAGCAUCAAGUCUAUCGCAUGGAUUAUGGACAAAUCCUUUAUGUGUGAAUGUUUCUGAGGACCUUAUUGACUCUCAAAGGGCCCCUCUGCCCCUGUAGGGACUUUGUUCUCCUUGAUUUGGUUCAUGGUUUGACAUUUUGACAUUAUUUAAUGCUUGGUGAUGUGAUUUUAUCCCAGAGUAGCUGGGUGAGGUGAAGCACCUUUUUUGAUCUGUUAAGUGUUGUGCCUGCCUCAGUGCUGCUGCCUGAAAUCUGAGGUGGUGAUCUUCACCAUAUGAUGAUUUUGGAGACUUUAUCACAAGUUGUAUAUGAAAAUGUGUAGGUCAUUUUACUUUACCUGCUGCAUACAUUCAUUACACUUUCUGACCAAUAAAGUUGCAUUGACAACUCCAA
Molecule: messenger RNA, 2235 nt
Organism: Scophthalmus maximus (turbot)
Lineage: Eukaryota; Metazoa; Chordata; Actinopteri; Pleuronectiformes; Scophthalmidae
Gene: dph7
Product: diphthamide biosynthesis 7
Exons: 10
Coding region: 165-1505 (446 amino acids)
Molecular function (GO): protein binding
Source: RefSeq, a predicted model, not a curated record